AUGACUCGUCACGUAUCCGCUGUCAGCGCCAGCGUCUGGCUAGCUGUCAUCGUCUGUUUCGUCUUCUGCUGGUCCUUCAGCAACGCCAGCAUGCACAGGGAGGACGCCGAGAGGAAUUCAUGGGCGGACGAUGUGCAGAACGUCCAGAGCGACCCCUACGUCAGCGAGCUGGUCAGCCGGCUACGCACGCUCGACGAUGCAGAAGAGACUAACCUCGCCCACAAGCGCGGGCUGGACUUCGGCCUGGGCCGUGGCUUCUCGGCCACGCAAGCGGCCAAGCUCAAGAUGGGCCUGGCGGCGGCGGCCUUCCCGGGCGGACCCGGCCGCCGGCGACGCUCCGUCGAGUAG
This is a messenger RNA of Pollicipes pollicipes, 348 nucleotides long. Its product is annotated as diuretic hormone class 2-like. NCBI's taxonomy places the organism in Eukaryota, Metazoa, Arthropoda, Thecostraca, Pollicipedomorpha, Pollicipedidae. Gene Ontology annotation, molecular function: diuretic hormone activity; G protein-coupled receptor binding. The transcript is spliced from 3 exons. The record is from RefSeq and is a predicted model, not a curated record. Gene Ontology annotation, biological process: body fluid secretion. Bases 1 to 348 code for a protein of 115 amino acids.